Molecule: messenger RNA, 647 nt
Organism: Zeugodacus cucurbitae (melon fly)
Lineage: Eukaryota; Metazoa; Arthropoda; Insecta; Diptera; Tephritidae
Product: tRNA (guanine(37)-N1)-methyltransferase
Exons: 2
Coding region: 1-336 (111 amino acids)
Source: RefSeq, a predicted model, not a curated record
AUGGCACGCAAAUCAAAGACACCAGCUGGUAAAAAGAGUGCUGCUGCACCAGCUAAGACUGCCAUCAACAAGUCCAAGAAGGACAAGAAUAUAUUUAAAGUCAACGAUGCCAAAAAUAAGAAGAAACCAAAGGAAGUACAAGGCAAAUUGAAACAGAUUAAGGAGGUGGUCAAAAAUAAGCAAGAGAAAAUCGAUGCAAACUUGAAGGAGUUGCAUAAGGAUAUGGUCGUGAAGAAACCGAAGGCAGCAGCCAACAAUACAGCAAUUAAGAAAAAUAAGAAGGCACCAGCAAAUGCGAAUAAUGUAUCGCAAAAAUUAGACAAUUUGAAAUUCUAAGAAGCUUUAAACCAUAUCAAAUUGAGAAAUGCGCUACUGUUUGAGGUGUCGUUAAAGCAACGAAAUUUAGGCAAAUAUUUGCUGAUAUAUCAUUCACCAACGCAUUUUGACUCCCUGUUUUAGUAUGAAUGUAUAUGUACUUAUAUAUUAUAAGUAUAGCAAGAAUUUGGUUUGUUAACAACUAGCAUAUUUUAUAGAAAAUCGAACUAACACGCGUGUAAUAAAUAAGUACAAAGUAAUGUUUACGCAUUAUAACACAUAGUUGAUUCACAAUAAAACGUAUGACGUAAUUACGUUAACCCCUCAAGAAA